CUUUGGCUACGUAUCAUUUUUGACUGGUUGGGUCUUGCGUUGGGCUCGCACUAUACAAACUUUAAGUUAGGAGGCGAGAUCUUCCCAUGUCAUCGACGCCAGUGGUAGACCUGGACGCGCUGCGUGCGUCCGUGACGCGUCAGGGCGCUCAGGUGCGCGAGCUCAAGCAGAAGGGCGCGGCGGCUGAGGAUGUGAAGGCGGCCGUGGACGAGCUCAAGAAGCUUAAGCUGGAGCUGGAGACUCAGACGGCCCUGCAGGGUCCGGCCGAGGACGGACUUAGCAAGAGCGACAAGAAGGCGCUGGACGACCUGCUGUUGCGCAAAAUGUUCGUUGUGCCUAGCUUUGAGAUCUACGGUGGCGUGGGCGGCUUCUACGACUUUGGUCCGCCGGCCUGCGCGCUUAAGAGCAACCUGUUGCAGUUCUGGCGCCGCCACUUUGUGUUCGCCGAUAAACUGCUGGAGGUCGAAUGCACCAAUCUAAUGCCCGAGGUGGUGCUGAAAACCUCGGGCCACGUGGAUCGCUUCACGGAUCUCAUGGUUAAAUGCACCAAGUCGGGCGAAUGCUACCGCGCCGACAAGCUGCUCGAGGACCACGUCGAGAACUUUCUGGACAAGCACCCGGAUCUGAGCAAGGAGGAGCGUGAGAAGCACGAACUGCACGCCACUAUGGCCGAGUCGUACUCGCCCGAGGAGAUCCACGCCGUGUUCCAGGAGUACGGCAUCAAGGCCCCCGGCACGGGCGCCGAUCUGAGCUUCCCCAUCCCGUUCAACCUUAUGUUCAAGUGUGCCAUUGGGCCCGAGGGCGGCCUGGUGGGCUAUCUGCGUCCCGAGACAGCCCAGGGUAUUUUCCUCAACUUCCGCCGUCUGCUCGAGUACAACGCCGGUAAGGUUCCCUUCGGCUGCGCCCAGAUCGGCAGUGCCUUUCGUAACGAGAUCUCGCCCCGCGCCAGCCUCUUGCGUGUGCGUGAGUUCCAGCAGGCCGAGAUCGAGUUCUUCGUCAACCCAAAGGACAAGAGCCACGCCAAGUUCUCGACUAUUAAGGACCUGGAGCUGCCACUGCUGACCAAGACCAACCAGCUGACGCACGGCAAGGCCGUGCAAAUGACGUGCGGCGCUGCGGUGGAACAGGGUAUCAUCGCCAACGAGAGUCUGGCCUACUACUUGGCCCGGACGUACAAGUUCUGCAAGGCCAUCGGCAUUGACAUGGAGCGUCUGCGUUUCCGCCAGCACCUGAACACCGAGAUGGCCCACUACGCCACGGACUGCUGGGACCUGGAGAUCAAGCUGAGCUCCGGCUGGGUGGAAUGCGCCGGCCACGCCGACCGCUCGUGCUACGAUCUGUCGGUUCACGCCAAGAAGAGCAAGGUCGAGAUGGUGGGCACGCACAAGUUUGACAAGCCCGAGAAGCGCCAGAUCGCGGAGAUCAAGCCGAACAAGGGCAAGAUGGGCCGCACGUUCAAGGCCGAUGUGGCCACGAUCCUCGAGGCGCUCGAGGCUUUGAAGGAUGACGUGCCGCGCGCGCAGGCGUUUGAGGACGAGCUGGCCUCCAAGGGCGAGGCCACGCUCGGCCCGCUGUGCGACGGCAAGCAGUUCACGCUGCAGCGCGACAUGGUGGCCAUCAAGGUGGUGGAGAAGAUGGUGAGCGAGGAGAAGUUCGUUCCCUCGGUGAUCGAGCCCUCGUUCGGAAUCGGCCGUAUCCUGACCGCCGUCUUUGAGCACAACUUCUACACUCGCGAGGGUGACGAGAAGCGUGGUGUCAUGUCGUUCUCGCCAUUGAUCGCCCCUAUUAAGGUGUCGGUUCUUCCUCUAAGCAACAACCCGGCCUUCGAGCCGUUCGCGACGGAGCUGGAGAACGUCUUCGUUGAGGAAGGUCUGGAGUGCAAGGUGGACACGUCGAGUGUGGCAAUCGGCCGUAAGUACGCGCGUGCGGACGAGCUGGGCAUUCCAUUCAACGUCACGAUCGACUUCGACACGGUCAAGGACCGCGUGGUGACGCUACGUGAGCGUGACUCGACGGCGCAGGUGCGGAUCCCCAUGGACGCUAUCGGAGCCGAGGUGAACAAGCUGGUCAAGGGCUCGACCACCUGGGAGAAGAUGCUCGAGCAAUACCCGAAGGUCACAGCCGCCGAGUAAGUAGAUAGAUGCCAGCAGCCAAGGCAGAUAGAGUCGUGCGAUGCGAUCUCUAACCGUAAUGCAUUGCUUCGCGUUACUUCAAAUCGCCUUCAACCUUCACUUGAAGCUGACGCACGAAACCUACGAAAGAGCAUGUUUUGGCGACGCUAUUCUGAGAUGGAUACAGUCCAUUACUUGCGCUGACUACGGCAAAUGCGCCUGGUUUUGCAAGUGCACGUCGACGAGGCGUUAGGCGAAGUCUCAACAUUUCGGGCCAGAAAUGAUUACUGGAAAUAGCCUGAGAGUCGGACUGGCAAGCUAGUCUCAACAUUGGGGGCUUGAAUAGAUUAGACGAGCUCGAUCUGGGAGCUGACGUGGCGAUCGCUUGUCCGCUUGAAGAAGAACCGGUGGUCGCGGACGCCUCGGCCGAGUCAGUGGACCGUAAGCCAUCCACCUGCGAGGUGAUGGCGCACACGGAGCAACCGCUCAUUUGAUGCCGCGUUCGGUGGUUGAUUAUGCGGGAGAAGGAUUCAUUUCGCGGCUGAGGAGCACCCGCAGCCACGGAUGAGAAGAGCACCGACAUAUAAGAGAACCCCGACUCCAACUUUGGAUGCUAUGAUUCUCCAUUAGUUCCUGGGAGAUCUGAGAAGCGGUUACAAUUAUGGAAGACCAAUGUUGCGAGCAACGAAAGUCCGGUAUUGUAAAACGCGUAUCGACCUUGGUCACGUUGUCAUAUGCUCCGUGAAGGAAAACGCUGGGUGUACUUCGAUGUAUUUAUUGAUGGAGAAAGCAAAUGGCGAAUGUCAUUCCGUAUUUUGUGAAAGCAUGGUGCAACGAUGUAUAUAGUCUGCGAUGAAGGUCUCCGAAGUAGGGAGCAGGCUAUAGUAAAUCACGUAGGUGGUGAACAUGAC
Phytophthora nicotianae INRA-310 is the source of this 3022-nucleotide messenger RNA. Its product is annotated as glycine-tRNA ligase. Lineage: Eukaryota; Oomycota; Peronosporomycetes; Peronosporales; Peronosporaceae. Gene Ontology annotation, molecular function: ATP binding; glycine-tRNA ligase activity. The record is from RefSeq and is a predicted model, not a curated record. The transcript has a single exon. Bases 87 to 2132 code for a protein of 681 amino acids. Gene Ontology annotation, biological process: mitochondrial glycyl-tRNA aminoacylation. Gene Ontology annotation, cellular component: cytoplasm; mitochondrion.